GUCUCGUACAAGAUUGAAAUUGGGAGCUGUAGCCAGCUGUAGCCGCCCUAUUUUGGCCUAAGGCUGUAGCGGCAGCCAGUGUAGGAGGACCGCAUUGCUUGCCAGCUUCUUCUUAAUGCUGCCUGAAGGGCCUGCACAAGGUCCAAGCAGCAAGGUUGCUUUUGGUGCUGGCGCCAGGCAUAUCUCCUGAGGCAGCCGAACGUGGCAAAAUAGGAUGGGCCUGAUUUGAGCAGAAUCAUGGCUUGUUGUGGCACAGCUGUGCAUCUUGUCCGCAGCAACCAGCCAAUAGGCUAUCGCAAGUGGAUGCGUCUAAGUCAAAACGUCUUCCAAUUGAAUAACUGCCAGCUCAAUGCACCACUACUCUGUUCAGAAAGUGGUACAAUCGGUUCCAAAAAAUUGCAAGCACUAAGUAUGGGGCAUGCCUGCGCCGCUGCAGACCAUUCUUCGUGCAAGGGUUUACGAUGUCGAAGGUCCAUCAGGUGCAGCUGGCAAGAAGCUGGUUCCAAUCCAUGCCAAUUGCAAGAAAGACAGGGGGCUUUGUGUUGGUUGAGGAAGCUCAGGCGGCACAGCGUUUGCUGCAGAGCAGCCAGUGAUGGUACCAACUCACAGCCACAAGGAUGCAGAUCCUUAGACGAUGUUUGCCAAGACAUUGAAAAGGCAUUCUCUGAGGUUUGUGUGGAGAACCUUGGGCGCCCAGCUGCUGCUGCUUUAUUUGACUUCGUCGCAGCAACGGUUGAGGCGUACAUGCUAGGAGCAUCCAGGGACAAGGUGACGAUACAGCUUCAGUAUGGUUCCAAAGAAGCAUACAGGAUAGAGAGGGACGUUGCAGGGUACCGACUGACGGGGAGUGAAGAAAGGUACAGGUCGCAAUGGCUUGACGUGAUAUACACGACGCUCCAGCUCUUGAAACAAGGGUCGGAGGAGUGGCGGCAGCAGCCAGCCACUCAGGACGAGAGCCUCAUUGCUAUCAUUCAUAGAGUUCUGGAAGGGCAACGGACGGGAGAAGAGCAGAGCCUCGUAAAAUUCGACCGGGCGCUCAGCACAGCAGGAGCUUCCGGUGGCGCGACCUCUGAGCGGAGGGUGGUCGCUCCGCAGUGGAUCCCCGUCACUCAGCUCGUGCUGCUCACCAUGAAGGUUCUGAACGAGAGGGGUUGAUAGCUACGUGGAAAAUUGCUUCGAUUGCUUCACAUGUUACUGUCUGAAGAUAGGCAGAAGUCAACGACACUGAGGACAGGAUGAGGCCAUCAUGCUACUUGACUAAUGCUCUUAAUCCUUUCAUCAGCUCAGACAUGCUGGGCUUUCUGUAGCAGCAGCUCUUUCAACUCUGAUUCAAGUGGUCAUGCGAGGAGAUUUAAGGGGCUGUUAUUCGUUCAGAAGCGCUAUAUUGACAGAUCGACCCGUGGAAGGAGACUGUGGACUGCCACCUGCAGCAAGUCCAGACCCCCACCCUGCUGCCCUGGUACUUAAUACACGCGCGAACGGUACAUAUCUUGUCAAGGACGCAUCAAUGACUCAACGGCGG
This is a messenger RNA of Klebsormidium nitens, 1522 nucleotides long. The record is from the annotation of a GenBank genome assembly. NCBI's taxonomy places the organism in Eukaryota, Viridiplantae, Streptophyta, Klebsormidiophyceae, Klebsormidiales, Klebsormidiaceae.